This is a messenger RNA of Mauremys reevesii (Reeves's turtle), 1196 nucleotides long. It is a transcript of the gene APH1B, whose product is annotated as aph-1 homolog B, gamma-secretase subunit. Gene Ontology annotation, biological process: protein processing; Notch receptor processing; positive regulation of catalytic activity. Lineage: Eukaryota; Metazoa; Chordata; Testudines; Geoemydidae. Bases 23 to 799 code for a protein of 258 amino acids. The record is from RefSeq and is a predicted model, not a curated record. The transcript has 6 exons. Gene Ontology annotation, cellular component: membrane; gamma-secretase complex; endoplasmic reticulum. Gene Ontology annotation, molecular function: protein-macromolecule adaptor activity.
GUCUGGGCCAGGUUCCUCCGCCAUGACCGCGGCCGUGUUCAUUGGGUGCAGCUUCAUCGCCUUCGGGCCGGCACUGGCCCUGUGCGUCUGCACCAUCGCCGCCGAGCCGCUGCGCCUUGUCUUCCUCAUCGCUGGAGGUUUCUUCUGGCUGGUCUCGUUGCUGCUUUCUUCCCUUGUAUGGUUCAUUGCAGUGCAGAUUGGUGGGAGCAACAAUGCAUCAGUAAAGAAAAAUUUGCUCAUCUUUGGUGUGGUGUUCUCUGUCCUGCUCCAGGAAGUCUUCCGAUUUGCCUAUUACAAACUGUUAAAAAAAGCUAAUAAGGGCUUAAUGACUAUAAGCCAGGAGGAAACCAUACCCAUCUCUGUCAGACUGUUGUCCUAUGUGUCUGGCCUGGGUUUUGGGAUCAUGAGUGGAGUAUUUUCUCUUGUGAAUAUCCUGACUGACUCCUUGGGACCAGGCACAGUGGGUAUUUAUGGAGAUUCUCCUCAGUACUUCCUGUCUUCUGCAUUCAUGACUUUGGCCAUUGUUCUGCUGCACGUUUUUUGGGGCAUUGUAUUUUUUGAUGCUUGUGAAAAGAAGAAGUGGUGGGCACUGGCACUAGUCAUCCUGAGCCAUUUGCUGGUAUCAGGUCUGACUUUCCUGAAUCCUCAGUAUGAAGGCAGCCUAGUGCCAUCUUAUAUUAUCAUGAUGCUUAUGGGUACCUGGGCUUUCUUCACUGCUGGUGGCUCCCUUAGAAAUCUGAAACUGUGUCUGAUGUGCAGAGACAAGGACUUCCUUCUAGCCAACCAGCGCCCCAGAUAACCUCUAAGCAUCUGGAUUUUACCCAUCCAUCUCUCUACAUGUGCUUUCACUAAACAACUGGUGCCUUCUUGACCUUUCUUGAAUGCUAAGUUGAGAUAUAUAUGUAUUCCUGUGUAACUUGGCUUCUUUCUAGCUAUCUCCACUGCCUUCUAGAAGGAUCUUAAUUAGCCCCAGGUGUCUUGAUUAACUUGGAGCAACUGCCAUUUGGUUACCAUGGUAUCAGGGAUUUGUUUAGCCUGGGGCUAACAUACCUGUUCCUCACUACUUUACUGUAGCCAUCUGAUCUUGGCCCAUCACAGUAGCUACUGAGGGCAACUUGUUUUUUAUUUUUUAAAAGAACAACUUCAGGAGAAACAAUGAGGAGUCCUUAUGGCACCUUAGAGACUAACAAAUUUAU